GCCGUCAGCCGUCGGAGUAGUAACUCUCGAAUUGGAACUGGACUAAAGACUCGCUUCAUAUUUCCAGCCUUUUCCACGACAACCGCUAAAACCCAAGCUCGCAUUCGUCUUUCCCUUUCAUCCGUUGGAUUCGAUGGCCGACCACACAGUUCAAGAAUCCAACGACCCAGAGAAACAGGGGAAACCCGAGUUCCUUCUUCCCGUUGAAGACGAAGAAGAACUACGGAAGCUGCUGGUACCCGACCCGGAAAAUCUCCCCGCCACUCCACCUUCCGCCGUCGAAACCAACUUCGUCUCCUAUUUCGCGCCAGAUUUUACGAAGCCAGGGCACGACCAGUACGUUUACAGACAUGCCAAUGGGCUGUGCGUGGUUGGCUUGGCGCCGGGCCAUUUGGCGUUUAAGGAUGAAGGAGGGAUCACCGCCGUCGAUUUCAACGUCGGCAAGUCGGAUCGGAGCGGUAUGAAGGUCACUGGGAAACGCAAAAAGAAUGCCCAACAUUUUGAGUCCAAUACAGCUAUAUGUAAAGUUAGCACAAAAGGGGAUUCCUACAUCGUGAGGUGUUGUGUGAAAGGGUCAUUGUUGGAAGUGAAUGACAGGCUCAUCAAGCAGCCUGGUUUGCUCAAUUCGUCGGCGGAUAGAGAAGGUUAUGUUGCCAUCAUGAUGCCAAGGCCAGCAGACUGGUUGAAGGUCAAGGCUUCAUUGAUGAGCGGCGAAGAGUAUGCAAAGCUGAGAGAAGUAAGGGUGCUGAACUGAUUGAUGGAAUCUCUCCAGCAUGGAUGGAGACUAGCACUCCGGUUCAGCUUUCUGCAACUAUUGCAGCUCAGGCUUUCUUCUAUACGCUUUGGACCCUGGAAAAGGCGCAGAUUUGAAUGCUAUUUCGCCUCUUGCUUUCCUGCUCCAAUUUGUGUUUGUUUUGUCUGAGUAGCCAGAAGAAGGAAGCACACCACCUUGCGGAGGUGUUAGGCCGUGGCGAAUUGUAAUUCAUGUUAGGGAUCAAGUUUUGCAGAUUUCUUGUGAAGUUGAAAUGAAAUUAUGUAUGGUCU
Molecule: messenger RNA, 1044 nt
Organism: Linum trigynum
Lineage: Eukaryota; Viridiplantae; Streptophyta; Magnoliopsida; Malpighiales; Linaceae
Source: the annotation of a GenBank genome assembly